Molecule: messenger RNA, 4420 nt
Organism: Patella vulgata (common limpet)
Lineage: Eukaryota; Metazoa; Mollusca; Gastropoda; Patellidae
Product: LIM/homeobox protein Lhx1
Exons: 6
Coding region: 396-1865 (489 amino acids)
Biological process (GO): regulation of transcription by RNA polymerase II; neuron differentiation
Cellular component (GO): nucleus
Molecular function (GO): DNA-binding transcription factor activity, RNA polymerase II-specific; RNA polymerase II transcription regulatory region sequence-specific DNA binding
Source: RefSeq, a predicted model, not a curated record
UACAUGUGGAAGGACUUUAGAAGUACUGUCAACCAUGCUAACUCUAAAAAAAGUAAAAGUGGACUGAAAGUAAAGGAUUUUGUGCAGAUUUAGGAUUUGGACUUAGACAAGGAUACGGUGUUUAUCUUAACGUAAUCUUCAAUAGUGAAAGACUAAUACAAGCCUACUCUCUCAUCACCAGUGUAUGUAUAUGAAGUUAUAUAUACAUGAAUGUAUAUAAAACGGUGUUGUAUUCGGGCUAGAUAUUAGAUGACAUCAGUUGUUCAUAGUAUUAUUUCCUAACCAGCAACCUGCCUGUUCACGAGAACACGACCCUCGGGUCUUACGCCCGACCCUCCCUUCCUUACAGCCCGUGUGUUGUCACCAGGGAGAUCGGCCGAGUACCGGGGGAAGAGAUGGUGCAUUGUGCUGGGUGUGAACGUCCUAUUGCCGAUCGCUUUCUACUGAAUGUAUUAGAUCGGGCAUGGCAUGCUAAAUGUGUUCAGUGCUACGAUUGUAAAUGUAACUUAACAGAAAAGUGUUUUUACCGAGAAGGAAAAUUAUACUGUCGACUAGAUUUCUUCAGGAGAUACGGAACGAAAUGCGCCGGUUGUUCGCAUGGUAUUUCUCCGAAUGAUUUAGUGCGACGGGCCAGAAACAAAGUUUUUCAUUUAAAGUGCUUCACUUGUAUGGUAUGUAGAAAACAGCUGUCUACUGGGGAAGAAUUGUAUAUUCUGGACGAAAACAAGUUCAUAUGUAAAGAAGAUUACAUAAACAGUAAAUUUGCGGGUUCAGACGGGGAGGAUGAUUGUGAUUUAGAUAGCGGUAUAGAUACACAGGGAAAUAUAUCGGAUAAAGAAUUUUGUUUAGAAGGAGACAAUAGUCGUGAGGGAAAAGAAAACAUUUUAUCCAAUAUAACAAACAAUAAUAAUACAAACUAUUUAAAUAAUAAUAAUAACAAUAUAAACAACAGUUCCACGAACCCCCUCUUAUCUCCAAGUAUUAACAGUCCCUCAGACAUUAAGGAAGAACCUCCAUUAUCUCCGGCAAGUUGUUGUCCCAUCGGCAGUCCGGCAUCAGUCACAUCCAACAUGUCCGACCUAGGAAGCGGAAACAGAAAUACGUCAGACAGACAAGACAGCGCGGUGGAUUUGAAUGCGAAUCCUCCAAGUAAUGAAAGCAACGGCAGUGCUAGUCCCUCGGGGAGCAUCAACGGGGAAAAGGGUUCCGGGAAAGAUUGUGGCAGUGGGGGCCAAGUUGGUGCGAAACGACGGGGACCUAGAACUACGAUAAAAGCCAAACAAUUAGAAGUUUUAAAAGCGGCGUUCAAUGCCACCCCAAAACCAACACGUCAUAUUCGUGAACAACUUGCUCAAGAAACAGGACUCAAUAUGAGAGUGAUACAGGUAUGGUUCCAAAACAGACGAUCUAAAGAAAGACGGAUGAAACAACUGAGUGCUUUAGGUGCAAGACGCCAUUUUUUCCGAAAUCCCCGGCGUAUGAGGGCAUUACGCCCUGGUGAGGAUAUGUCAGACAGUCCUGAUAUGAUGGGCGGCCCACAGUUUGGUUACAUGGGUGACAAUGGUGGCGAUUUUUAUCCUGGCUACCAAGGUGGUUAUGGUGAAUUUUUUGGUAUGGGACCGGGACAAGACGGUCCAGGCAACAUGAAUUUUCUACCUCCAUCAUCACAAGGUAUGCCCAUACAAGGACCUGAUGGAUCAUUCAUGCAUCCAGACAUGCUCCCACCCUCCUCAACGCCCGAGCCCUUGCCUCCGUUACAUCCCGACGUUAAUUUUGGUCCCAUGCGCUCAAUGAAUGGCCCCCCUUUCAGCCAAGCCCUGGCAGCACAGUCGCUUGUACAUCACCCGGAAAUGGAAGCCUGGUGACAAUAACUCCAUAAAUGAUCUAUAUACUGUGAACAGAACUUUAUUGUGAGAGACUACUAAUAAAGAGUAUUAAACUGAUAUAAACACAAGACAUACAUUUGACAUGUAUAUUUGUUAAAUAUUUCGUGGGAUAUAUUUUGUGAAAGUCUGAACUAAAACUGUGUGUACAAAAUAUCUGUGUCGUAUUUAUUUUCUUUUUUUAUGUUAAGAAAAAAAGAAUAAAAACUGUUCAGCGGAUGGACAGAAAAAUUUAAUGUCACGUGACAAACAGUUUACGCGGGAAGAUGUUGUGUUUCUAUUUUUCCACGUGGGUUUUGAAAGGUUUGACUUUAUUAAAUAGAACUGGUGAAAGAAAAGAGACGAAUGGUGGACAAUGAAUGUGGUCAUAAAACUGGUGUUCUCGAAAGCCGAGUAUUUCAGAUUUCUUUCACCCGUUGUUGAAAGUUGGGAAGAUAUUUACGUAUAUUAUGUAUAUAAAAGUCCCAUUUAAAGAAUUCCCAAGAAUUACAGUGUAUAAAUGCACAGGUUAUUUAUUAUCAUGUAUAAUUGUCAUUUAUUAAUGUCCAAUGUUGAAUCUUAAGAACAACGGUGUUGUUAUAUUGUACAUAAGCGUUUAUGAUAUUUUGCCAUAUUUAUUGCUAUCCUUGUUUGUAUAAUAUAAAUAAAACUCUUUGAGCCCGAAAGAGUAUUCAGCAUAUUUUUAAAUACUUACAUAAAACACGAUAAAUUAAAAUUUCUUCCAAAUAGAAAUAUAACUUAAAAACAUUAUAACAGUUACUAAAAUUGUUCCCAAAUCUUUGCAUAAUGUACACAAUUCCAUUUCAAGAGACAUAAUUUAUUUUCAGAACAUAAAGAUUCUUCACAAUUUUAAGAACAAUACUUUUGUUUUAUUAUCAUGAAAUUUGUAUAGAAAUACAUACGGCAUAAUCUAUAAACAGAAAAGGAAUUAAAAAUAAGUCGUUAGCAGCUAUAAAUAAUAGUGUGCCUAUGGAGGCAAAUUUCAAUUUCGACUACCGGGUAGCUAUAAACCAUUGAAAACGCAGGCCAUUACGAUGGACGUCAGCUACUUUGAAACUGAAAGGUCCCUCCCUUAAUAAGUUUAGGGUAGCCGAGUUGACCAUUUUUCAUAGUUGACAAUUCCUUUUACCGGAAUAUAAAGAAAUAUUGAUGAAAGAUUGGUGAUGUUUAAACAGACGGGGUAAUACUUAUCAAUAGAGACUAUUUCUAUAAUUUCAGAUUCCUUCUCCGAGGGUUCAAAAGAUUAAAAUCGAUGUACAAGUAGAUCCUCGUCCAAUGUGACGAUUACCAAGGCAGCCAUGAAUAUCAUGUAUAAAAUCAGACGCGGCAUGGCCCCGUUAUUGCCAUUUGCACUUCUCAUGAAACGCGUGUCUAUCAAUUUCAUGGUUCGGUAUUGACAAUUGCUAGGAUGAAGUAAAAACUUAUCUGUUCCAAGGCUUUGAUCUGAUCAGACUUUCAAGCCGAAGAGUCGACAAAAUUCGUAACAUUUGGAUGCUUACGUGAUAGAGGUUUCUAUUCAUUUCAAGAGGUAUUGUGUGGUCGCGGCUCCAUUAUUUGUUAGGAUAUUUUACUCAAUCAAACUUGUGGAAGGAGAGCGUCCACUGAUGAACGAGCUUUGAGUUUCAAACGUUUUAUUUCUAACUUCAUUUUCUGUGCAAACAUCGGCAGGUUUACGAGUUCAAACAGAACGACUCUUUAGUAAUAUCAGUACUAAAUGUGUUGACACACGAUGUAUUGACCAGGACUCCCACGGGAUGGCGAUUACUAAAGUAAACUCAUACACACACAUUCAGACUAUACCUUAAUGGAUAAUCUGCUAUUCAUUUUGCUCUACGUUAAAUCAUUAUGCUCUUAAAACUCGCACUGUUUUCAAUCCCCGGCAAUGAUUUAAUUUGCCAGUGAAACGCCAAACACAUAGUUCAUAAAUUGCCAUGUUUGUCUCUUUGAAAUAUUCCUGAAGUCAUGAAAAUGAGACCCAAUUCUUUCUUAGUUCCUUGUUUGUACAGAAUCCAUUACAUUCUAACCAUGGUUUGUUUUCACGACGUCGAUAACUUCUAUUUCAUUAAAGAAUAACUAUUUAUUUUUCAUUCACAGUGUCAAUCGAUAUGCCUCGUGUAUUUGAGUACACAGACAAAAAGGUGUUGGAAACAUGGCUAGCCGAACUCUCCCAUCUUUCUCAAUCAGCGUAUUCAAGUUAAGAGGCGAAACAAAAAAAUACUUCUUCAUCCCAUUCAUCAUCAUCGUCGUCGUCGUAUAAUAAUAAUAAUAUUAUGUACAUUUUUAUUGUGUCUCUGUAGUGCUCUAUUUCGCUGUAUUUGUUAUUGUCUUUACUUACUUUGCUCAGGUUCAACUGGAAUAUAUAAUGUUAUAAUAUAGAAAUUAUUUGUCUAAGGUUUUUUUUCUGUAUGUACAAACCCUAUUGAAUCAUAAUGUGCAUGUCCUACCUUGUACGAUACAUUGAAAAAAAUUAUUUAGGAUAAUUGUCCUAUUCUACUGAUGAAUAAUGUAUAACAAAUAAAAAAAAAAUACAAUUCCAA